Messenger RNA from Lethenteron reissneri (Far Eastern brook lamprey), 1736 nucleotides. Its product is annotated as zinc finger protein 260-like. Gene Ontology annotation, biological process: regulation of gene expression. Gene Ontology annotation, cellular component: nucleus. NCBI's taxonomy places the organism in Eukaryota, Metazoa, Chordata, Hyperoartia, Petromyzontiformes, Petromyzontidae. The record is from RefSeq and is a predicted model, not a curated record.
CGAGAAUAAAUAUUUUAUAUAUUUGCACUUAUACGGUGUCGCUUACAUUCCUCAGCAACUCAACACACCCCCCCCCCUCCACAUUGCACCUCAAUCUCCAACAUUCCCAGGGCACCCCCAGUGGUAGCUACCCCUAGGCGGCACAAGGUGUACAACACAGCAACGGCCUGCGAGCGGGCAUACUCGCUCUCGAUUGACCUCACGGGGCUCUUUAAAUUCUACUGUGAAGCAGACGGCACGUGGUAUUCGUUUGCAUUCGUUUUAACCACAGCGUUAACCAAGGCGGCUGGGCCUACUACGUGUGUGUGUGUUGCGAGUGGGGAGUGGUGGCGCGGCAGUAACCCGGCGGAGACCCGAGUUCAAUUGCCGCUCGCGGCAGCCAGCGACAUCGGCAAAUAUCUGAAUCGGUCCUGGGCCCGCCGCCCGGUCGGCUCGCCCUUAAAUGAUUACCCGGUGCAGUGUGUAUUAGCAAAGGCUGCAGGCCGUCGUGUCAUUGGGGUAGUUUGACCAUUCAUCACGCCUGUCGGCUGGGUUGUUGAAAGGGGGGGGGGAAGGGGGGGCGGGAUAACCAGGACUUGUUCAGACAUCAAUCGCCACAGAUGUCGGCCAUUGGCCAGAAAAUCAAACCUUGGUCAAUUGGGCUCAUAGCACCUCCGAUUAGCAUGGUUGGCUACGUACGUAGCGCAGUGGGCUAACUGCACGACCGCUCCCAAUAUAACACCCGGAUGCAGUUUGCAUGAACCACAAUGCUGUAGAUAAACCCAGAGACUCGUAGACUCAUCCAGAGCCAUAGAGACCCAGAGACUUAAUUCAGAGUGAAUUCUUAGGGACCAUUGUGUACCAGCGGCACUAUCCCAUUUUACAGAAUAUGAUAAAGUACAACCCAAUGGUUGCUUUGGCUAAGGCAACAUAGCAGAAUUGUCCCCUUCUCUGAGACUAUUGCAGAUGAUAUUCCUCUGUGAAACACAACAGCAACUUCCUUCACAAAAGCCUUGCGCUAUACGAUCGGCUAUAAUACCAAAGGUGCUCAGUUAUUUGAUUUGAUUCAGUUCCAGAUCUGAAGAUCGUUAAAGUGGAAGGAGCCAGUGAGAAGCCAGAGGAGAUGGAGGAUUCCCAUGGAGGUCUGCGCACUGCAGACCAGAACUUCAUCGAGGUGGAGUUGUCAGGGGAGGACGUUGGUGAAGACGAGGGUAGGGAGAUGGAGCCGUUGUGCGAGGCGUGCCGGAGGGACCUUGGCAGGUGGUUCGUGUCGGGUCAAGCAAAACCCACGGGACUGUCCCCACGAUGCUGCCUGCGGUGCGGGAAGACGCUUAGAGGCGUCGCAUCACGCAACAACAACAACGUUCCACUGAUGAGGACAUUGACACCAAAGGAGCCGUGCGUCGUUCGAUCGGAAACAGCGAAGGCUUCCAUGCCCGCACGCAGGCCGGUGGUGCACAAUGAACGGCAGAGGCGGCACGUGUGCGGCGAGUGCAGCAAGGGCUUCAGGCAGCGCUACAACCUGGAGAGGCACGUGCGGAUCCACACGGGCGAGAAGCCGUACGUCUGCACGCAGUGCGGCAAGGGCUUCUCGCAGUACUACAACCUGGAGAGGCACGUGCUGAUCCACACGGGCGAGAGGCCACACGUCUGCACGCAGUGCGGCAAGGGCUUCUCGCAGAUCGACACCCUCAAGAGGCACGCGAGGAUGCACGCCGGCGAGCAGAAGCCUUGAGGUCGAAGGGAUUUGUGCUUGG